Messenger RNA from Halichondria panicea, 1522 nucleotides. RefSeq names its product gastrula zinc finger protein XlCGF57.1-like. NCBI's taxonomy places the organism in Eukaryota, Metazoa, Porifera, Demospongiae, Suberitida, Halichondriidae. Bases 1 to 1485 code for a protein of 494 amino acids. The record is from RefSeq and is a predicted model, not a curated record. Gene Ontology annotation, biological process: regulation of transcription by RNA polymerase II. The transcript has 2 exons. Gene Ontology annotation, molecular function: RNA polymerase II cis-regulatory region sequence-specific DNA binding; DNA-binding transcription factor activity.
AUGAACAUCAAGAAGCCUGCACGUGAUCUGUUUAAAGUUUAUAAUAGAGUGGGCGAUAAUAAGAGAAAGAUGGAUCCUGAAAGCCUUGCUCCAGAGAUAGCUGCAGAGCCUGAAACUACAGUGGUCACAGUGGAUAUAUCUGAUACUCUGACAGAUCUAGAUUCUCAGCAAACCGUUGUAACCUUGGAAGACGUGUCUGGUGAUUCCCAAUUGGAGCCCACCAUCAACUACCUCUCCGACAUUGUAUCCAGCUUUAUUCAGAAGUUCAUGUGUGAACAUUGUGGGAAGCAAUUCAAACAGUCUGGACACCUCAAAUCCCACCUCCGAACACACACUGGAGAAAGACCGUUUUCGUGCGAAAUAUGUAACAAAAAGUUUCGUCAAAGUGGACACCUAAGAGUACACUCCCUCACGCACUCAGAAGAGAAGAAAUUCACCUGCCCAUUUUGCAACAAGUCGUACUGCUCUGCCGGGAGUCUACAAGUUCAUCAACGUACACACACGGGCGUGAAGCCCCACAAAUGUGAUCACUGCGACAAAGAGUUUGUGCAACGUUCUCAUCUGAAAGCACACACGCGUAAACACACCGGAGAGAAACCUUACAAGUGUUCCCACUGCAACAAAACUUUUACACAACAAUCACAUCUUGUGGUACAUCUUCGAAUGCAUACUGGAGCUAAACCUUUCGCCUGCAAUCAAUGUAGCAAGUCUUUUUCGCAAUCGACCAACUUAGAGACCCACAAACGAAUCCACACCGGUGAAAAACCGUACAUCUGUUCUGACCAAAGCUGUAACAAAACUUUUGCCUCUAAGGGUCAACUUCAAUCCCAUCUACUUGUGCAUACCACUGAAAGAGCCUACAGAUGUGAGUCCUGCAAUAAACAGUUUCGAUCGUCAGCUCAUCUUCGUCGACAUGCUCUCAUACAUACAAAAGAGAAGCCCUUCUCUUGUCAAGUUUGCGAUCGAACCUUCACUCAGUCAGGCCACCUCAAGCGUCACAUGGCCACUCACAGUGAGGACAUAACCAAAAGACUGGUGGACACUAUUGCCAAUAUACUGGUGCAGAACGUGACUGAGCUGGACCUACAAGCGAGUGAGGAUGAAACAAACUCUGGCGUAGAACGUGUGAGCAGUGAAGCUGUGACUGAUGUGAAAGGUGUGAGCAGUGAAGCGAUGGAGGGUGUGAACAGUGAAGCUGUGACUAAUGUGGAGGGUGUGAGCAGUGAAGCGAUGGAGGGUGUGAACAGUGGAGCUGUGACUAAUGUGGAGGGUAUGAGCAGUGGAGCUGUGACUAAUGUGGCGGGUGUGAGCAGUGAAGCGAUAGAGGGCGUGAGCAGUGAAGUGGAGACAGUGAUUAUUGAUGGAGGGACGGCUCAUGUUGCACUUGAGCCAGAGGCUGUUGCUAUGGAGUCUGAACCUGUUCUAAUAGAGACUGAAACUAUUACCAUUGGAACUGAAAAUUGUUCUGUAGUUACUUCAAACUAGAUCCGUAUGUACCAAAUUUUUAGUAUUAAUGAUGAUG